AAUAAUAAUAAUAAUAAUAAUAAUAAUAAUAAUAAUAAUAAUAAUAAUAAUAAUAAUAAUAAUAAUAAUAAUAAUAAUAACAAUAACAAUAACAAUAACAAUAACAAUAACAAUAACAAUAACAAUAAUAACAAUAACAAUAACAAUAACAAUAAUAAUAACAAUUACAAUAAUAAUAACAACAACAAUAACAAUAACAAUAGCAAUAACAAUAGCAACAAUAAUAAUAAUAAUAAUAAUAAUAAUAAUAAUAAUAAUAAUAAUAAUAAUAAUAAUAAUAAUAAUAAUAAUAAUAAUAAUAAUACUAAUAAUAAUAAUAAUAAUAAUAAUAAUAAUAAUAAUAAUAAUAAUAAUAAUAAUAAUAAUAAUAAAAAUAAUAAUAAUAGUAAUAAUAAAAAUAAUAGUAAUAAUAAUAAUAAUAAUAAUAAUAAUAAUAAUAAUAAUAAUAAUAAUAAUAAUAAUAAUAAUAAUAAU
Molecule: messenger RNA, 474 nt
Organism: Amaranthus tricolor (Joseph's coat)
Lineage: Eukaryota; Viridiplantae; Streptophyta; Magnoliopsida; Caryophyllales; Amaranthaceae
Exons: 1
Source: RefSeq, a predicted model, not a curated record